Molecule: messenger RNA, 849 nt
Organism: Parnassius apollo (apollo)
Lineage: Eukaryota; Metazoa; Arthropoda; Insecta; Lepidoptera; Papilionidae
Source: the annotation of a GenBank genome assembly
AUGAGUUCACAAAAUUCAAAUGAACACCUUAACAGGUGGGUGGUGGCUGCUGGUGCGUGGAGGGCCAGUGUUCUCCGACCGCCAGCAAACCCUGUUUCCGCUCGCAACGACCGCCACUCCUCACUGCUGCAGCUAGCAGCUUGGGGUGUACCGGCAGCUUUAGCUGCAGCCGUGCUGGUCACAAGAGAUGUAGAUGCUGAUGAACUUACGGGUACGUGUUUCGUGGGGAAUCAGUCGAGCAAAUCUUUGCUUGCCUUAGUCAUCAUUCCUGAAGCGAUUUGCUUGCUACUUGGCAGCGUGUUCUUAGCGUCGGGGCUUCGUGCUAUCCUACAGCGUUCCUCGCCUGCGCCAGCACCUGCAGCGCUCCUAAAUGCACCACCCCAGCCGCACACAGAUCAAAGUUUACUACGAUUAGGAACGUUUGCAGCGCUUUACGCUGUUCCAUCGACGUGCAUUUUGAUCACUUGGAUAUACGAAUACACAUGGCGUGACGAUUGGUUAGCUGCUCCUGUUCCAUCAUCAGAACCAUCAACUCAACCUCGUCCCGCGCUCUGGGUGUUUUUAUUCCGAAUUUUCGCGACACAAAUUCUGGGCGUUAUGGUUGCUGUUUGGAUAGCGACGCCGCGGUUGAAAGCACUAUGGAAGAGGAUUUCAGGCCCUAGAAAGCCAACACUCGCGAAGUGUCCUACGGGUCCAGCGCCUGCUCCAUUAACUUUACAGUGCUAUGCCACUCACUCUCACAGUCUGCCUCGACAUCCACACAAAUAUUCUACAUACAGACCGCCACAACAUCAAUCAUACAGAAAGCCUCGGCAUUAUCAUUACUCAGCCGGUGAAACUAUUCUAUGA